This is a messenger RNA of Fimicolochytrium jonesii, 1384 nucleotides long. RefSeq names its product HAD-like domain-containing protein. The coding region runs from base 144 to 1301 and encodes 385 amino acids. Gene Ontology annotation, cellular component: cytosol. Gene Ontology annotation, molecular function: magnesium ion binding; phosphatase activity. NCBI's taxonomy places the organism in Eukaryota, Fungi, Chytridiomycota, Chytridiomycetes, Spizellomycetales, Powellomycetaceae. The transcript has 2 exons. The record is from RefSeq and is a predicted model, not a curated record.
GUCACAUUCACGAAUCACCAACACUCCGUCAGCCUCCAAGCCCUCGCUCGACAUAAGCGCAAACAUAAAGCAGGACGUUGGCCUUUGAGGGUCCUCACCAACACCAACUCAACUCUCGCAAGUCAAACGCCCCUAGCAGAGCCAUGUCGCCCGAUAACAGCAAAUCCGAACUGGGACCCCUUCCCGCGCACUUCAAGAAGGAAAACGUCCGGGUCAUUUGCUGCGAUAUCGACGGCACAACCAUACGAAAGGACCACACAGUCUCCAAACGCACCAUCAACGCCUUUCACUACCUCCGAAAAAACCACCCCGAUGUGCAAAUCAUGUUCGCGACAGGUCGGCCCGCCAGCGCCGCUGGGAACAUUGCCCCGUUGCUGAAAGACGAGACCGACGGCAAGGACAGCGCACCAAAGGGGAAAGGAAACGCAGUCAUCGGCGUGUACCUAAACGGCUCCCUCGUCCUCGAACACGCCGACGGGACCGUCAAAUCCGCCACGACGGGUAUCGACCUCACCAACGGACAACCCGUCGAGUACGACCCGUCCCUCGCUGACAAAGUCACGGGCGGGGAUACCUCCUUCAAAGGGCCGUGGUACGCCUACAUCGACACCACCCGCCUGCACAUCCUGCAUGAACGCCGCCUCCUCCCCAAGGACGCGAUCUGGUACCUCAACUACGCGGAAACCUACAAUCUGACCAUCAUCGCCUACUGCGGCAACGAGAUAGUCACCCCCAACCGUUACGACGCGGUGUUUGAGCACACGUUUGCCGCCGGUGAGCCGCGCGCGAUCUACGAUAAGGAUCUGAAGGGGAAGGUGGAGCGCGGGGAAUUGGUGCCGCACAAAUUUGCACUUGUGAGCAUGGACUUUGCGAGGAUGGACGAUGUGGAGCGGUCGUUGGGGGUCGAGGAGGGGGAUGUGGUGGAGGCGGGGAGGGAUGGGAAGCAUAACUUCAUCCCGCAUGCGUCGCUGGGCCCGCGACCGCGCGAUACGACGAAAUUGCUGAGGCUCGGGAAGGAUCGGUUGGAGGUGAUGCAUGUUGACGCUUCCAAGGCUGCUGCGUUGCAGACGCUGUGCAAGAGCAAUAAACUAGGCACCGGCAAGGUGUCCAUGAGCCAUGUCAUGGCGUUUGGCGAUGGGUUCAACGACAUUGAGAUGGUGCAGGAAGCCGGCAUGGGUGUUGCGAUGGCUAACGGGGAGGAACCACUCAGAAAGAUUGCGGACUUUGUGAGUGCGACGAACGACGAAGAUGGGGUGGCGAGGGUGCUGGAGAAGGUGUUUGAUAUAGAGUGGAAGGAUUGAAAAAUGUGAUCAUCCCUACUCGACCCAGGUCGCCACUCUAGAGAAGGUUUAUGUAGAACAGGGCAUUUCGCAUCUAUCACAGU